AUGUCUGACGGUGAGUUUGCGCCCUUUCCCUCGCGAAGCCCGCAUCGAAUACUGACAGAUCUUCCGACAGCCGAGUUCGCGACCAUCAAGCGCCUCCAGCAAGAGCGCAACGCGGCAGCAGCAGGGAAGAAAGGUUCAAAAACCUUCGACCCGGCUAGCCAGCGCACUGACAACUCCACGAAGGCAUCCCUGACUGAAACUUUCGAUACGGAUCUCUACGAGCGCACAGGCGUCGACAAGUAUGCCGGAUACAAUACUUCCAUCGCUAUCAACGAUGACGAUGAUGAUAUGGCUGAUGGGGAUGGGGAUGACGGACGGCGCUUGGUCGGACAGUAUACUGCUACGAAGGAACAGAUGAAUGAGUUCGCAACGGGUGGUGCGGAAGAGGAGGAUAUCCUCAUGAGCCGCGAGAAACAGGCGCAGAUCGCCUCACGAGAGACCGACUAUCAAAAACGGCGCCAUGAUCGAGGACCUCUCACGCCCACACGAGCAGAUCCCUUUGCCGCAAACCGGCAGGCUGGAGCGCAGGACGAGGGCCAGAGCUACCGCGAGGUUAUGGCAACCCGCGAACUUGAGAGGGAGGAAGAGCGUGUUAGGCGUAUCGUCGCAGAGAAGCAGGCCAGGGGCGAAAACGGCGUCGUGGAACACCAAGCCACAUUGAAGGAUGCUAGCGAUAAGGAGAACAAAGAUGCCGGCUCUACGGUCGUCGCCAUAGGAAGGAAGCGGAAACAGCGGUGGGACGUGGCAUCAGAGGCGCCGUCGGAUGACGGUAUCAAAACUGAAGAAACGAAGACGAAGCGUUCCCGAUGGGAUCAAACUCCAGUCCCGGGUGCUGAGGAUGGGCCAAAGCGUCGAUCAAGAUGGGACCAAGCACCUACCUUGGGAGGGGCUACGCCAGUAGGCAAUCAAGGACUUGCCACUCCCAUGCAUCCAUCUCAAGCUGGGACGAUGACGUUUGGUACUGACAUUUCUGCUCGUAACGUGCCGCUGUCUGAUGAGGAGCUGGACUUGAUGCUACCUUCAGAAGGAUACAAAAUCCUGGACCCGCCUCCUGGUUACGAACCAAUCCGUGCCGCAGCCCGGAAGCUGAUGGCUACUCCGGCACCUGUAGCUAGCGCUUCCGGUUAUGGGGGUUUCAUGAUGCAGGAACCGGAGAACGCUCGCGCCCUUGGCAAGCAGCUACCUACCGAAAUUCCUGGCGUCGGAGAUCUUCAAUUCUUCAAGGCGGAAGAUAUGGCAUACUUUGGCAAGCUGGUAGACGGCGCAGAUGAGAAUCAGAUGAGCGUUGAAGAGCUGAAGGAACGCAAGAUCAUGCGGUUGCUGCUCAAGGUCAAGAAUGGAACACCACCGAUGCGUAAGACUGCGCUUCGACAGCUUACUGAUAAUGCGCGACAAUUUGGAGCAGGUCCGCUCUUCAACCAGAUCUUACCUUUGCUCAUGGAAAAGACUCUAGAAGACCAGGAACGCCAUCUGCUCGUCAAGGUCAUUGACCGCGUCCUCUAUAAGUUGGAUGACCUCGUCCGACCCUACGUACACAAGAUCCUCGUCGUCAUCGAGCCACUCCUCAUCGAUCAAGACUACUACGCCCGUGUUGAGGGUCGCGAAAUCAUCUCCAACCUGAGCAAAGCUGCGGGUCUUGCUCACAUGAUCAGUACCAUGCGUCCUGAUAUCGAUCACGUCGAUGAAUAUGUCCGAAACACUACCGCCAGAGCUUUCGCUGUCGUCGCCUCAGCCCUUGGUAUCCCUGCCCUUCUACCCUUUCUGCGCGCCGUGUGCCGCAGCAAGAAGUCAUGGCAGGCUCGCCAUACCGGCGUCAAGAUCGUCCAGCAGAUCCCCAUUCUUAUGGGCUGUGCGAUUCUGCCGCAUCUGAAAGGCCUCGUCGAUUGCAUAGGUGACAACCUCAACGACGAACAGGCGAAGGUGCGGACCGUUACAUCACUGGCUAUUGCAGCUCUCGCAGAAGCUGCGAACCCUUAUGGAAUCGAAAGCUUUGAUGACAUCUUAAAUCCUCUGUGGACAGGCGCACGAAAGCAGCGUGGUAAAGGGCUUGCAGGCUUCCUCAAGGCCGUUGGCUACAUCAUUCCGCUCAUGGACGAGGAAUACGCCAACUACUACACCAGUCAAAUCAUGGAGAUCCUGCUAAGAGAGUUCUCGUCACCUGACGAGGAGAUGAAGAAGGUCGUGCUGAAGGUCGUCUCUCAGUGCGCCAGCACCGAUGGUGUGACCGCCGGCUACCUCAAGGAGCACGUACUCACCGAGUUCUUCAAGAGCUUCUGGGUCCGCCGCAUGGCCCUGGACAAACGCAACUACCGCCAGGUCGUGGAAACGACCGUUGACCUCGGCCAGAAGGUGGGCGUUGGUGAGAUUGUCGAGAGAAUUGUCAACAACCUUAAAGACGAAAGCGAAGCGUACCGCAAAAUGACCGUUGAGACCGUUGAGAAGGUCAUAGCUAGUUUGGGUGCUGCAGACAUCAGUGAGCGGCUUGAAGAGCGCCUUGUCGAUGGUAUUCUGCACGCCUUCCAGGAGCAGAGCGUUGAGGAUGUCGUUCUACUCAAUGGCUUCGGCACUGUCGUCAAUGCACUGGGCACCCGAUGCAAGCCAUACCUACCACAGAUUGUCAGUACCAUUCUUUGGCGGCUGAACAACAAGUCCGCCACUGUCCGUCAACAGGCCGCUGAUCUUGUCUCGCGCAUUGCUAUGGUUAUGAAGCAAUGCGGAGAAGACGUCUUGAUGGCCAAGCUAGGCACUGUUCUGUACGAAUACCUGGGCGAAGAGUACCCAGAGGUCCUAGGUUCUAUUCUCGGUGCGCUCCGAUCCAUCGUCACUGUCGUCGGCAUCAACCAGAUGCAACCACCCAUCAAGGAUCUCCUACCACGUCUGACCCCUAUCCUCCGCAACCGGCACGAAAAAGUGCAAGAAAACACCAUCGACCUCGUCGGCCGCAUCGCCGACCGCGGCCCGGAGAGCGUUAACGCCCGCGAAUGGAUGCGCAUCUGCUUCGAGCUGCUCGAUAUGCUCAAGGCGCACAAGAAGGGCAUCCGGCGAGCGGCAAACAACACUUUCGGCUUCAUCGCUAAAGCUAUCGGCCCACAGGACGUGCUGGCCACGCUACUAAACAACUUGCGAGUACAGGAGCGACAGUCCCGUGUCUGCACCGCCGUCGCCAUUGGCAUCGUUGCUGAGACUUGCGCUCCCUUCACCGUCCUUCCCGCCCUGAUGAAUGAGUAUCGCGUCCCGGAGCUGAACGUCCAGAACGGCGUCCUCAAGAGCUUGUCCUUCCUCUUCGAGUACAUCGGCGAGAUGGCAAAGGACUACGUCUAUGCGGUGACGCCUCUCCUCGAGGAUGCGCUCAUCGACCGGGACCAGGUCCAUCGCCAGACCGCCGCCUCAGUCGUCAAGCACGUCGCGCUCGGUGUUGUAGGUUUGGGUUGCGAGGACGCGAUGCUGCAUCUGCUGAACCUGCUGUACCCGAAUCUCUUCGAGACUAGCCCCCAUGUCAUCGACAGGAUCGUCGAGGCGAUUGAUGCAAUCAGGAUGGCUGUUGGCACGGGCACGGUCAUGAACUAUGUCUGGGCUGGCCUGUUUCACCCGGCGAGGAAGGUGCGGCAGCCGUACUGGCGGUUAUAUAACGAUGCGUAUGUUCAGAGUGCAGACGCCAUGGUGCCGUAUUAUCCGAACUUGGAGGAAGACGGGCUGGCCAGGCCGGAGCUGGACAUCAUCAUUUGA
Coniosporium apollinis CBS 100218 is the source of this 3726-nucleotide messenger RNA. RefSeq lists its product as uncharacterized. NCBI's taxonomy places the organism in Eukaryota, Fungi, Ascomycota, Dothideomycetes. Gene Ontology annotation, cellular component: catalytic step 2 spliceosome; U2-type prespliceosome; U2 snRNP. Bases 1 to 3726 code for a protein of 1241 amino acids. Gene Ontology annotation, molecular function: mRNA binding. The record is from RefSeq and is a predicted model, not a curated record. Gene Ontology annotation, biological process: spliceosomal complex assembly. The transcript has a single exon.